Messenger RNA from Botrytis porri, 558 nucleotides. RefSeq lists its product as uncharacterized. Gene Ontology annotation, molecular function: structural constituent of ribosome. The coding region runs from base 1 to 558 and encodes 185 amino acids. NCBI's taxonomy places the organism in Eukaryota, Fungi, Ascomycota, Leotiomycetes, Helotiales, Sclerotiniaceae. Gene Ontology annotation, biological process: mitochondrial translation. Gene Ontology annotation, cellular component: mitochondrial large ribosomal subunit. The transcript has a single exon. The record is from RefSeq and is a predicted model, not a curated record.
AUGUCCCUCCCAUCCCUCACCUUCCGCCGCACCUCCUCCAUUACCUCCAAUGCCCUCCCCAUAAACUCCACCCUCACCCACCAAAUUCGACAUGCCACUCUUCUAAAACGUCCUAUUCGACCAUAUACCUUCACACAACUCGUUACUUUAUCCGACGGCUCAACCUACCUCACGCGAUCCACAUCUCCAGCGCCCAUUUACCGCAGUACAAAAGAUACACGAAAUCAUCCUUUAUGGCAGCCCUCUUUAGAUUCAUUAAGGAAUGUUGAGAAUGAUGAAGCGGGACGUUUGAGUGCAUUCAGAGAGAGGUUCGGAAGGGGAUGGGAUGGAGAGGCGGAGAAGUCGGAUGGAGAGGGAAAAUUGGCAAAGGAUGGAGAGAGUGCGAAGGCUGAAGAGAGUGCGAAGGCUGAAGAGAGUGCGAAGGCUGAUGGAGGGGCAGAGAGUAAGAAGGGAGAUUCAAUGGAUAGUUUGAUGGAUUUGAUUAGUGGAGGAGCUCAAAGGGAUAGUGCUAGUAUGAAGGGAACUGUCAGGACGAAGAGUGGAAAGGAGAAGAAAUAA